AUGAAGCUCCUGUCCGCCGUGUCCACCGCUUUCGCACUCAUCGCUGCCUCCGUCAAUGGCACACCCAUGUUACGCCAAGAAGCAGAAGGCAGCAGUAGCUGCACACUUACUGGUACAUACAAGUCCGGCACCGACAUCUCGUCCUGCAGCACCGUCACCAUCAGUUCGCUGUCCGUGCCGGCUGGCGUCACGCUGGACUUGAGCAAGGCCAAGACCGGAGCCACCAUCGAAUUCACCGGUACCACCACCUUCGGUACGGCUAAAUGGGAUGGCCCACUAGUGCUACUCACCGGUAGCAGCCUUACCGUCAAGGGGUCUGGCACACUUGACGGGCAAGGCUCUUGGUACUGGAAACAGGGCACGUCCAUCAGUCGCCCGGUCUUCUUCCGCAUGAACAAGGUCCUCUCCUCAACAGUGUCGGGUUUCACACUCAAGAACAUGCCGUAUCGCACUUUUAGUAUCCUCAACUCACAGAAGACAACCAUCAGUGGGCUCACGCUUGAUGCCAGCGCCGGUGAUGAUUUGGCCAAGAACACGGACGGAUUCGACUUGAGCGGCAACGACUACGUGACCAUCACCGGUAACAAGAUCUACAACCAGGACGAUUGCCUCGCCAUGCAGUCCAGCACCAACACGGUCUUCAGUAACAACUACUGCAGCGGCGGCCACGGCAUUUCGAUCGGUUCCCUCGGUGGUUCGACUGUUAGUUCGUCCGAUACGGUCUCAGGUCUGACUGUGAGCGGUAACAGUAUCGUCAACAGCGUCAACGGCAUCCGUAUCAAGACAAUCAUCGGUCUCAAGGGCCUCGUCUCCAACGUGAAGUACAGCAACAACAAGCUGUCGAAUGUGGAAAACGCCAUCGUGUUCCACUCAGACUACAGCAAGUCCGAGGGCGGAUACACUGGAUCCCCCACCAGUGCAGUUACUAUCGAGGAUAUUACCGUUUCGGGUUUGUCCGGUACGGCCACCAACUUGUACGACAUUGUGGUGAACUCAAAGGUGGUGUCGGACUGGUCGUUCUCCGGCAUUACGGUCAGCGCGUCCAAGACGGGCACGUGCAGUGGCCAGCCCAGCAGCAUUGACUGCUAA
Phytophthora nicotianae INRA-310 is the source of this 1089-nucleotide messenger RNA. RefSeq lists its product as hypothetical. Lineage: Eukaryota; Oomycota; Peronosporomycetes; Peronosporales; Peronosporaceae. Gene Ontology annotation, cellular component: extracellular region. Gene Ontology annotation, molecular function: polygalacturonase activity. Bases 1 to 1089 code for a protein of 362 amino acids. The transcript has a single exon. Gene Ontology annotation, biological process: pectin catabolic process. The record is from RefSeq and is a predicted model, not a curated record.